Molecule: messenger RNA, 2520 nt
Organism: Penicillium vulpinum
Lineage: Eukaryota; Fungi; Ascomycota; Eurotiomycetes; Eurotiales; Aspergillaceae
Exons: 4
Coding region: 1-2520 (839 amino acids)
Source: RefSeq, a predicted model, not a curated record
AUGGCACACAUCACGGGAUCUCGCAUGACCCGCAGUCGGAGCCGGGAACUAAAUUCUGGGUUUAUGCCAAACAAAGGACUAUUGGAGCGAAAUUGGCUGAGCGGGCUGGCUGAGGAGCCCUCAACUCCUUCUCCCGGGUUUAUUGUACCCAGAGAUGUGAUACCAGAGUCGCCCGAAAACCAUGAAGGUCAUACCAAUGUCUCUGGUACCACCCUAGGUCACAAUGAUGUGGAACCUGUCGAUUCUCAAGUCGCCGAUAAGACCGCGACUCACUUGCCGUUCGUUCAACAACAGGCGACUCUUGUCAUGACUCUCGUGGUUCGCCCUGAUUUGAACCCGGACAGCCUUGCAGCCGAGUCCAAAAAGCUUGUGGAUCCUAACCACCCAAACCAUAAACGCUUGAGGCGAUCAGUGGAAGGGCUGGCCGAUGAACUGGAGGACUCUCCUCUUUCUCGUGAUGGCAAAUCAUUCUUGGACAUAUCUCAGGCUCGUCGCUUGCUUUCUUCCGCACAAUUUGAUGCGUCAAUCGCAGAUAUACACAUGACAAACUGCACGCUGUUGACCCUCAACAUGUUACUCCCCAGCAUGGGUAUCGAGUCCCAGUCGGAGGUCAUUCAACAGCUUGAUGCCCAGUUUCCCGCAUGUGUCAUGAGCAACCUUGCGGAAAGUUCUAUGUCGAGGCAAAUAGGGGCGAGUAAUUCCACAGAGACAACCUUCAAUCUUGCAUUGGGUAUCCGUACACAGUUUUUCAUCAUGGAGUUAGAAAGACGACAACAUGAGCAAGACUUCAACCCAGUCUCCAUCUUGAGACAAGUCUUUGCCAUGGACCUUGUGUCUAGCGAAGAUGACUCCCAGAAUAUACCCAGCUCCUUCCGAGGGUUCAAUUUGCCGGGUGUGUUACAGGAUGAGGAUGGCCAUCUCCCCGAACACCUCCCUGAGAAAUUUCUCCUCGCCGUUAGCGAUAGGUUCAAUGAGCUUCAUGAGGAACUUUCUGAGUGGGAUUCCGUUGAUAUUGAUGGUCUGAAAAAGGCAUACAGAUGGCGUUCGUUUGAACGGGACCUUGCGCGUUGGAUCUAUGCUCGUGAUAGGGAAAUCAAGGAUGAUAUCAGACGCUUGUCAGAAAAGGCGCACAACUCACCCGCAAUCCGCCGUCUUACUUCUGUCCCGACUGGAACUCCCAGUCGGCGCCAAGUGUCAACAGUGACUCCAAGUGCUGAAAUCUCUCGUCGGGGACCCUUGCCCCAACAGACUCAGUCCCCCCAGAAAGAACGAUUGAUGGCAAUGGCACCUCAGGUGGACAAAAUACCUGAAAAUACCGCUUCUCCUUCCGGCACCACCCCUCAAAAGCUCCCUGAACAAAGUGCCCCCGGCCAAGUCGCACAGCCGACAGCAAAGGAUCCGAGUCGGCGCAAGUCCAAAGGCAACUUCCGAGACCCGGCCUCAUUCGCGGCACUCAUGAGGCGACAGGCUACUAGCCAUCAACAAUCUCUCUCAAACCUUGAAUCGCAGGCGCGAAAUAUUUCCACGAACACAAGCAUUGUGGCCCAAGGGAUUAAUCCUGGCUCUUCUAUUGGUCUCCGAGCCGAGCCUCCCGAAAUUCAAGAAUCCCCUGAGCGGAGAUAUACAGACAUCGGUGACGACUCUACAUAUGUGAACAAUGAUGAGGAAUUGGACCUCGGUCGGGGCCCAGAAACGGAUGUUAUGACAUCGACUAGCCCCCCUACCUCCUCUAGAAUCAGUCGAGUCAGCCACAAUCCCCAUCCUUCUCGUUUCUUCGAUUCGCCUAAAGAUGAAAACACACAAAGAUCAAUUCCAGUCGCUCGGCGCUUCCUCGACAAGCAGAAAAAUGCUGGAGUUGUGUCGCCGAUCAGCCAGUACGAUGGUCCAAGUGCAGGGACUGUGUUGGGAAAGCGAAAUCGCAAUGCUGAUAUCCUGGAUGAUGACUCAAGUGAUGGGUCAGACAUUGAAUUCGAGCAAAAUAAUCAAGAAGUGGAUCCCAGGCGCAGGAUUGAGAAGCCUCAACAAACCCGGCCUGCCGCCAAGCGACAGCGUCCCGAGGACACUGCGGGAUCUCCCUCGGAACGGUUGCAGGCGAGUAUCAAUACAUCAGUCCACAACUCCAACUCGACACAAGUCUCCCAAAGGGCCCAGACAGCUGAUAGUGACGAGGCCACUGAUGAAGAGACCACCGCUGAACAGCUCAAACCGCCUUCUAGUACCCAGAGUCGUUGGGAAGCCUCCAAUAUCCAGGCAGCGACAAUAAAUCGGCGGUCAACCCCCAGGACUAGCCAUAGGUGGACAGAGGAAGAAGAUCAACGUCUGAUCAGCCUCAUGGGAAUUUUUGGCACUGCCUUUGCCACCAUAAAGAAGCAAGACAACGCUUGCCCUGCAUCUGAGGGCGGCCCCUUGCUUGAGCGUCGUUCUCAGGUCAAUUGUAAAGAUCGUGCUCGAAAUUUGAAGAGAAAAUAUCUGAGAGAGGGCCGACCACUUCCACCGAACCUGGAGAAGGCAACAAAUUAA